CCUUGGAAGUACACGUCCGUUUCGUGCAUCUGUCGUGGACUGGGGGAGGGAAACAGAGGCAGAAAAAAGGAAAGACAGCAUCCAAAACAGAGAAAGCUCUCUCAGCCAAGAAAUCAGAAAGGAGCAAAUCCUUUGGAAUAAAUAACACAGACCUUGUUUUUUUCUUCAAAAUACGGGAAGGAAAAAAAGAAUUUAUUUGCUGUUUUUGCAUUCAUCUCAAACCUGAUUCUUCAGUAGAAAGCCACACAAAAAAAAGUUGGAAUUAAAUUUCAGAAGCGGAUUGGAGUCAGAGUUUCGUGUCAGAACUAAACCGAUUUCCUCAAGCAGUUUAGUUUGGGAUAUAUUAUCAUUUACGCAGGUUAUUUUGCGAUUGUUUUGCACAGCCCUCGUAUAUUUUGUAUCUGUAUAUAUAUAAAGUUGUAGACUAAUAUUUAUUAGAUUAGUAGCCUGGCUCUGUUAUAAAUUACCUGUCAAAAAGACUCGUUUUACAACGAAGAGAAGAACAAAAACGCAAGCUCGUGGAUUUCUAUGAUUUUUGUGAAAAACCCAGAAGUUCAGUAACCCGAUCGGAGACUGCAAUGGAUUCGAGGAGGAUCGCAUUAAGUUGCUGGUUCCUGUUUCUCGCAAAGGUUGCCGCGGGAGACGCCUGCGAGAGUAACCGCUUCACGGAGGAUGGCGAGUGUUGUGACCUUUGCCCCUUAGGAUUUGGGGUCGCUGUCGAAUGUGGCAAAACCAACACCCAGUGCGAAGCCUGCCAGGAGGGUGUGGCAUUCUCUGCGCUCCCUGGCACCCCCUGCAGCCCGUGCUCGCUCUGUCCCCAGGGUAUCCAGGUGACGGGUCUCUGCACAGCCACGCAGGACACGCAGUGCAACUGCGGCGACGGCUUCUUCCUCAAUGUGGUGAAUGGCUCUGACCCUCUGUGCACUCCUUGCUCGUCCUGUGGGAAGGGGCUGGGUGUGGAGUGGGAGUGCGGGCCUCGCUGGGACACCAAGUGCAAGGCCUGCCCAGCGGGAACCUACUCCGAGGAGAACAGCCAGACUGAGACCUGCCUCAACUGCACAACCUGCCAGGAGAGCGAGGUGCAGAUCCGCGAGUGCACCGCCAACUCCGACACACUCUGCAUGGACAAGAAACUGAUGAUCUUGCAGAGACAGGGCACUGCCAACCCGAAGGACUCCCCUCGCCGCGUAGAUCCCGUGGAGUCUGAGACCAGCACCUACCCCAGCUCCCCAGACUUCAUCCCUCAGGAGGACAGUGGCAAGAACAUCAUCCCAGUAUACUGCUCCAUCCUGGCAGCCAUUGUCAUUGGCCUACUCGUCUACGUCGCGUACAAGUGCUGGACCUCAUGCAAGCAGAAGCAGCAGCUGGCGAAAGCGCGUGCCAGCGAGCUCAGCUGCUCCCCCGAAGGAGAGAAACUGCACAGCGACAGCGGGGUCUUCCUGGAUACACACAGCCUGCAGGAGACACAGCAGCUCAAAGGCAAUAAACUGGAGAGCUGUCUGUACCUCAACGUUGCCCCCCAGAGGCAGGAGGAGAUUGAGCAGCUGCUGCUGGACACCUCCAGCGGUGGGAAGGGCUGGCGCCACCUGGCUGCUCAGCUGGGGUAUGAGCAGGAUCGUGUGGACACCUUCGGGCGGGGCGAGGACCCCGUGCACACCCUGCUCUCUGAUUGGUCUGCUCAGGAGGGCGCCACUGUGUCGGUGCUGUACUCUGCGUUGAGCCGCAUCGAGAGGAGUGAAGUGGCCGCAGCUCUAAGCAGACCAGCCGAGGCCAGCUCCGUGGUGUGACCUGGGACAGAGAGAGAGAGGACUGUGG
Acipenser ruthenus (sterlet) is the source of this 1815-nucleotide messenger RNA. RefSeq names its product tumor necrosis factor receptor superfamily member 16-like. The record is from RefSeq and is a predicted model, not a curated record. Gene Ontology annotation, cellular component: cell surface; plasma membrane. The transcript has 6 exons. Lineage: Eukaryota; Metazoa; Chordata; Actinopteri; Acipenseriformes; Acipenseridae. Gene Ontology annotation, molecular function: nerve growth factor binding; death receptor activity; coreceptor activity. Gene Ontology annotation, biological process: Rho protein signal transduction. The coding region runs from base 579 to 1787 and encodes 402 amino acids.